AUGGCGACGGACGACGACGCGCGCGCGCGCGCGGUGGAUCUGCGACGGAAGCUCGCGGGGGCGAUCGCGAAGGGGAAGGCGCUGGAGCGAGAGAAGAUCGCGUUGGAACAGGCGCUGGCGACGUCGCGGGCGCGCGAGGCGGAGACGACGACGGAUGGGACGGACGCGGCGGCGGUCGGGACGGCGCUGACGAUCGCGCGGGCGGAGCUGGAGAGUUUUCGAGCGGAGAAUGAGACGUUGCGGGCGCGGCUGGCGCGCGCGGAGGCGUCGAGCGAAGACGAGACGGACGGCGAGAGCGAUGGGACGAGCGAGAGCGACGAGGACGGUGGGCGUGGGCGAGGGACAUCGAGGUUGGCUCGGAUGCGAUUGCGGAUCGCGAGACACAGGGAUGUGCGGGAGGCGUUGGAGCGCGCGCUGCGGGAGACGCGAAACGAGGCGGAGUCGACGACGGCGUCGGCGAACGCGGAGAAAUCGGCGGCGGAGCGGGCGAGGCGCGAGGCGGAGGAGGAGCGCGAGGCGGCGGCACAGGCGAGGUCGAACGCGGAGAGUGCGCACGCGGAGAGCGCGCACGCGCGCGCGGAGGCGGAGGCGCGCGUGACGACGCUGGAGCAAGAAAUCGAGCGCCUUGGCGACGAGCUCGAGCGAGCCGAGGGACGGUUAACGCACCUCACGCGCGCGUUCGAGGCGAAGGAGGAGGAGUUAAUACGACAGAUUUCGAGCGCGACGAGCUCGCACGGCGCGUCACGAGUGGAGACCGACGGUGGUCUUGAACGAGAGCGAAUGCUCGAGGCGGAUUUGACGCGCGAGCGCGCGGCUCUGCGCGAGGCGCAGCGCGACAUAGAGCGUUUGAGAGCGAGCGAGGCGGCGACGAUGGAGAGUUUGCUCGCCGCUCGCGCGUCGGAGAGCGUUUGGAAGGAGCGCGCUCAGGCCGCGAUGUCGGCGGCGUCGCAGGCCAAGGAGGCGUACGAAUCCCGACAAAAUCACGCUGCGGCGGACGGCGGCGACGCCGUAGUCGAUCUCACGGCGGCCGAACAACGCGCGCGAGAGGCCGAGACCGCGCUCGCGGACGCACGUCAGGAGCUCGCUGCGCUCGCCGCCGAGCGAUCGAACGGAUCGACGACUGGGGCGCCUAGAGAAGCAUCGACAUCCGCGCUUGCCAGAAGACUCGCCGAAUCCGAGGCAUUGGUGCUAAAAAAGAACGAGGAGAUUUCUUCGCUCACGCGACGAUUCACCGACCUAGCGUGGCGAACGACGAUGGAGAAGAAGCACGGGACGGCGACGCCGGUCGCCGGCUCGGCGAACGUCGCCACCGACGUCUUGGAACCUUUGGCAUACAAGCGUCCGAUGAAUCGAAGGCUCGAAACCAUCCUUCGUCACCGUCGCUUCAUCAUCGGCUCCUACCUCGUUCUUCUCCACUUGCUCGCGUACGAAUAUUUGUUCUCCACUUCAGCGCACUAG
Messenger RNA from Ostreococcus tauri, 1458 nucleotides. Its product is annotated as unnamed product. The transcript has a single exon. Bases 1 to 1458 code for a protein of 485 amino acids. The record is from RefSeq and is a predicted model, not a curated record. Lineage: Eukaryota; Viridiplantae; Chlorophyta; Mamiellophyceae; Mamiellales; Bathycoccaceae.